GUACACUACAGUAACGCCCAUCAUAGUGAUGUCCGGAGGGCAUAUUUGUACAAUUUAUGCCUUUAGUGACCCACCAGGUUCGAGUAAACCAGCAAAAUAUAAGGUUUAUGGUAUUGGAGAAGAGACUUACAUUUUAAGUCCAGGAGGAACACACACAAGGGAGGAGACAAGGACCAGGGGACAUGGAGAAGCAACCAGAAGAUGACUUUGACGACAACAGAGAUUUUUGAACGGAGAAACAAACGUUCGGUAUAAGCAAUCCAGUGCUGGCAUCAUCUUCCACGGAUCCGCCCCCAGUCUCUCCCGCAUCAGGACAAUCACUCGCAUCCCUAGAGCGUCAGCACGCCACAGCACAUUGCUUCGGAUCCAGACCACUCCAGCUCCAACAAGGCUUGAAGCUUUGACAAUACAGUGAUGGAGAGCUUGCUUGAUAACCCCAUGAAAGCCGUGCUUUAUCUCAAAGAGCUGACCACCAUUGUACAAAACCAGCAGAGUCUGAUUCAAACCCAGCGGCAGCGGAUAGACGAGCUCGAAAGGAAGGUUGAGGAUCUCAUCGGCGAGAAUCGGCAGCUGAGAGAUCCGCAUCAAUACCACCACCAUCAUCCGCACCACCACCACCCAGCACCGCGUACCAGCAGCCCUCAGCCGGGCACACAUCCACACCAGCAUCAGGCGACUCACGGUCAACCCCAGCAGCCGCCACCUCCACCGACGCAGCAGCAGCAACAGCAGCACCCGUCAAAACAGGCGCAGCAUCCCCCGGCAGCACCAAUACAUCACCCGCAGCAUCUGCAGCUUGUUCCUACAUCCCCACCGUCUCUCAAACCGGCCCAGUCUAGCCCGGAGUCGGCGGAGGACGAGAAGAGGAGCCCGCCUUGCAAGUCUUUGGUUCCGCAGACACCAUCGACACUGUGCCGGUCCGUCGGGCUGGCGAGGAAACCCGAGAACCAGACGGUUCUGCACCAGUUCUGCUGUCCAGCUCCGGAUGCCCCUGAGUCCGACUCUCAGGCCUGUGUCCCUAGCAGUGAAGAGCCACCAUCCCCUCCUUGCACUGCUACACCUUCCCCCGUGGAAAAUGUAUCGCCCACACCUUGCACUCCUGAUAACAGUGCAACCCAGCCAGAGGUUCAGGUGACUCCUCAAGUUGCAGAAAGCACCACAUCGUCUGUAGAUGAAGGAGGGGGAGAUGGAGAUGGAGGUGGAGCUCCAGAGACAGGGAGUGCACAGGUGGACGAGGAAGAGGUGGAGGUACAGGAAAUAGAACAGGAAGAAGAAAAACCCCAGGUGCCUCAGCAACCACAACUGGAACAAGAGGAGGAGAAAAAAGAGCCAGAGGAGCAAGAGAGGGAAGCAACGUGUACGGGAGGUGCGGGAAGGAGGCCGAGCUUGCAUCACACUGCCUCACCAAUCAGAGUACAGAGGAAUGGAACGUGCUGCCACUCCACAACCUCGGACUAUGAACUCUCGCUCGACCUCAAAAACAAGCAGAUCGAAAUGUUAGAGCACAAAUAUGGGGGCCACCUAAUCUCACGCCGUGCCGCCUGCAAAAUCCAGACGGCCUUCCGCCAAUACCAGCUCAGCAAAAACUUUGAGAAGAUACGAAACUCCCUCCUUGAAAGUCGCUUGCCACGCCGUAUCUCCCUGCGAAAGGUGCGCGUGCAAAACACAGAGGGGAUCUCGGCUGAACGGGCACUGGCUGAAGGCUGUAAUCUUGCAAGUAUCCCGCUGGUCCGGUCGCCAUCCCUGCCCAACACAGUGGGCGGCACUCUAACUGAUCUGGAGGAUUCCUUCAAUGAGCAAGUCCAGUCUCUUGCCAAAUCAAUUGAUGAUGCGCUCAGCAACUGGAGCAUGAAAACUAUGUGUUCUCUUCAAGAAAACUUCGGUACAGUUGGUGGCAAAUCCGUGAUGGCGGGGUCGGUCCGAGAAGGUGACCCCAUAAACCCUGUUACACUUCAGAGUGAAACCAUCCCUGUAGACAACUCCGAGAAUUUGACCCUUAGUGCAAGCAAGUUAAUGAUGGCCUUCCGGGAUGUGACUGUACAAAUUGAUAGCCAGAACUUUCGCAUGUCCUCUUCCGUUAUGGAAUCCUCCACUUCAGUCUCUCUUGGUAAUUGUGUCCAGCAGGGGGGCACAAUUACGGGGAACCUACAGCAAUCUCCAGUUUACGAUGCAAAGGAACAACCGCCACAAGGACUACCACCGCCGCCACCACCUCCACAGGAUCCACCUCCUGCACCUCUAGAGCUGGAUUCUGAGGAAGUACCAGAUGGGGACUUUCCAGCCCCUCCACCAAGUGAGGAGGAACUUGGGGAGGAGCCGUCACCACUGGUGUUUGAGAAAAAAGAAUCUCCAGAAGCAACCAUUCUGACACAGACAGUAAUAACCUCUGAUAACUUGUCUCCGCCAGAGAUGGCAGAGACACCGGUCGACCCAACUGUGGAGGUUCUAGAAGCUAAACGUAUUGAGUCAGACCUUGCGGACAACAGCUCAGAACAGAUGAGCAGUAGCAGUACAUCCACUUCAGCCCGGUCUGCUUCAGAGGUCUCAUCCAAAGAGGCUCUGCAGGCUAUGAUCCUGAGCUUGCCAAGAUACCAUUGCGAGAACCCAGUUAGUUGCAAAUCUCCGACCCUCUCCACUGAUGUCAUGCGGAAACGCCUGUAUCGUAUUGGUCUCAACCUCUUCAACAUAAAUCCCGACAAAGGCCUUCAGUUUCUCAUCUCUCGUGGUUUCAUUCCUGAUACACCCAUAGGAGUGGCGCACUUCCUGCUCCAAAGGAAGGGGUUGAGCAGACAGAUGAUUGGCGAGUUUCUUGGCAACAGCAAGAAGCCCUUCAACAGAGAUGUGUUAGACUGUGUGGUGGAUGAGAUGGACUUCUCAGGGAUGGAAUUGGAUGAAGCUUUAAGGAAGUUCCAGGCCCAUAUCCGUGUGCAGGGUGAGGCACAGAAAGUGGAAAGGCUGAUAGAAGCAUUCAGUCAGCGUUACUGUAUGUGUAACCCAGACGUGGUUCAGCAAUUCCACAAUCCUGAUACCAUCUUCAUCCUCGCGUUCGCCAUCAUCCUGCUUAACACAGACAUGUACAGUCCCAACAUCAAACCAGACCGCAAGAUGAUGCUGGAAGACUUCAUCCGCAACUUAAGGGGCGUUGAUGAUGGGGCUGAUAUACCUCGGGACAUGGUUGUGGGAAUCUAUGAGCGUAUUCAACAGAGGGAGCUUCGCUCGAAUGAAGACCACGUCACUUACGUCACAAAGGUUGAGCAAAGCAUUGUGGGAAUGAAAACAGUUCUCUCGGUACCUCAUAGGAGACUGGUGUGCUGCAGUCGACUGUUUGAGGUAACUGACAUCAACAAAGCCCAGAAGCAAGCUGCUCACCAGAGAGAGGUCUUCCUCUUCAACGACCUACUUGUGAUUUUAAAACUGUGUCCAAAGAAGAAGAGUACAGCUGCUUACACUUUCUGCAAGGCUAUGGGUCUACUGGGCAUGCAGUUUCACCUGUUUGAGAACGAAUACUUUCCUCAUGCGAUCACCAUUGUGUCUCCAUGUUCGGGCUCUGACAAGAAACAGGUGUUGAAUUUUUGUGCUCAGAGCGCUGAAGAGCUGCUGAAGUUCGUCGAGGACCUAAAGGAGUCCAUCACCGAGGUGUCAGAGAUGGAGCAGAUACGUAUUGAAUGGGAGUUGGAGAAACAGCAAGGUGCCAAAACUCACGCCAUCAAGAACAACGGGACACAGCUUGAGUUGAGAGGAAGACAAGGUUCUCUUUCAGGCAAACAGGAGGUGAACACAUUACAGGGUGGACACAAUGCAGUAGAGGUGUCAAUUCACAACAGGCUUCAGACGUACCAGCUCAACGCGGCGCCGCCGAGCCCUGAGAGCGUCGCCCUUCUCAACCACCAGAGAGAGCUUUUCCAGCAGCCUCCGUUGCAAUGUGCCAGUCCCUCACCCGUGCACUCUCACCAGCCCGUGGCCCUGGCCGAGAUACGACCCGACACGCUUAUCCAGUGCCAGCAAAUCGUCAAGGUCAUCGUCUUGGACAAAGGCGGUCACGGACGCAUGGAGGCGUUCCUCAGCCAGAGCCCCACUCAUCACCAGCUCAUCCAGUCUGUGGUCUCCACGCCGGUGCAUUCUCCUGACGGGGGAAGCAACCAGGGGGGGAAAGACGGUUCACAGCCCCCUCUACCUCCACCACCACCCCCAUAUAACCACCCCCAUCAAUACAUACCCCCAGAUCCCCGUCUUGCACUGCAGAGGACCGCAAGUGGCUCUCGUAGCCUAAUAUAGAGUUAAAACCAACAUAGUUUAAAUAAAAAACUAAGAACUAAAAAACACUCUGGGGCACUUUUGACCAUAUUUAUCUAUAUGUGUAUAUAUAUAAAUGAAGGAAAUAUAAUGAAAAAAUGCUAUCUAUAUGCAUACACUAUAUUUAAGGUAACACAUUAAAGCAGAAGAUAUAAUAAUAGGUAUUUAACUGACUUUGCAGAUAUGUGAAACAACCAAUAAGAUUGAAUUCAUUACUGUGUAUUUUCAAGGUUAUGUAGUUUUAACAGGUUUAUAUAACGGUUUCUGUCUUUCUGAAGCCUUUCUGAAGAAGUUGUACUGUUGAGUUCUGGAAAGGGUUUCUCUGGUGCGUUUUGUUAUAGACAAAAUUAUUUCACGGAAAAUGUGACACCCCAAAAUAUUUCAAUUUCACUGCAUUUGUGUGGGAGCUGGUAUGUCAUAUCAUCCUUUUAGCUUUUAUUAUCUUACUAAUCUAUCUACUGUGUGAAUGUGUGUGUGUGUAUGUGUGAGCGUACAUACGCACUUGACUGAAAAAUUAUACUGUAUGUGCCAUAAUGAGGACACCCUCCACCAUGGACUUUUGCACUGUUGAACGCUUAGGGCUAGAGCAAGCAUUUGUGCUGAUAACUGCGAUCAUUUAGAGUCCCUCUAAGGUACACGUUCAUAGAUAUUAAGCUUAAAAACGGUUUCUUCCUCCCUUUCUUAUGUGGCCAAUGUUGUAUUCCUGUGAAAUGUGAAUUACUUCUUUAUCACCUGUCUUUGAAAAUGUCUUACUCCUUUAACUUAUAUAUGUGUGUUAUUUAGAAAAGAAAACUAGGGGGCCUUUCACCUGACUUGCGGCACUAUUUUCCCAUGCAUUAUGUUCUAUGGAACAAAUAAAUGAAAAUUAAAACGUUAUAACGCAACAUUUUAAGGUAAACUAAUUGUGCUUUACCUCCAUUACAUUACUCGAGUGGUGUCAAGGAAAAAGCAUACAGUAUGUUUGUGGAUACAACAAGUUGUACAACACAAAAUCAUAUCAAAUUCAGAGCAAAACUGUUGAAUCUGUUUUAAGCUAACAUGUUUCGCUAACGUUAUUUGUUUGCUUUCGCGGUUGACCGUGUACACCAGAUUUCUUACUACCUAAAAAAAUCCACUUAAAGUCGCCUUUUUAUGACUCUGUCCAUGGUGUUUAAUGCUUGCAUUGAACAGUGUGUUAAAGUUCCGACGCAAGUCAUCUGAAAGGGUCUUCAGUUUCUGGCAACGUAUCGUGGCUCAAUGUUAAAAAAAGAGCCAGUGAACGCAGUCUGCAACGGCUAUUGUUCUCACGCUCAGGAAUUUCAGGGAGUACCUGAAAGAAGACUGAGACAUAUUAAUGCUUGUACUUGAACUUUAUGUAGCAACCUGGAACAUAUAAGACCCUUGUGAAGAGAGCAUUUGAUCCCAGCAACUAUCUGUGGACAAUGUAUGUUAAUCUGACAUUUUAAGAGUUGAUGAAAUGAUGGCGGGAUAUUGCACCACUAUCAUCACCGGACUCUGAAAAUGUAACGUCUACCUUGAUCAGCACUCACAACUAUAUAGAACGCCCAAAAGACAAACUUUCAGCACUAUCGAACUAUUCUGCCGUUUGACAGCUAAAACUUUGAACUUAUUUGCGAGCCAAGUGACACUUGAAACAUCAAACGAGAUGCACAUCGUUGGCACAAAACACUUUAACCUGAAUGUUUGUCUGGUUUGAUCAUACGUUUUCAGCUGAAUUGAAAAUCUAAUGAAUAGCUUUGUUUAUUUUUUGUUUUGCUUGUAUGUAGCUAUCAUAUAUCAGCAUAUAAAUCAGCAGCUGCAGCCAUUUCUUGUCAUCCACACAACCUUUAAAGUCAACAUUUAAUUGCAUUGAGACUUAUUUUACUUAAGUAAUGUGACAUGUUCAAGGAAUAUAAUAUUUUUUUUCUUUUAAAGUUGAACGGGACUUCAUUGGAUGUUUAAACAGGGGAAUACCAGCGCCCCCACUUCGAAGAACAUUUUUGUAGUGUUUUGUCAUUUUGAAGCCAGGUACUAUUUGCAAUUAUUGGAGUUAUUAAUCAUACAUUGACGUUAGCCAACUUUCAAUUGCCGUGUUAACUAUUAAUAAUGUAAGUCAUCAUAAGCUUACGCAAUGCAAAAAUAGCUAUUUUGAACCUGUUGCUAACAUUAACCAGCAGUCCUCGUAGCAUAAGUGACGACAACAAGAAAAGACAUUUCACAGGCACAUUAAGUCUAGAACUCAUAAUUUGAUUUCAUGUUGACUUUAAGCUUUAUUAGGCUGUAUUAAUAGUAAAAACCAUUGGUGUGUCAUAUAUAGCUGUGUGUCUACUUUUCUCUGUUUUCAUAUAUGAUAGGAUGUUUGUUUCAUAAUUAUAUUGCUGCUCUUUGAAGCUCCCGAUCUGAUCUUUU
Molecule: messenger RNA, 6681 nt
Organism: Triplophysa dalaica
Lineage: Eukaryota; Metazoa; Chordata; Actinopteri; Cypriniformes; Nemacheilidae
Gene: iqsec3a
Product: IQ motif and Sec7 domain ArfGEF 3a
Exons: 16
Coding region: 415-4275 (1286 amino acids)
Biological process (GO): actin cytoskeleton organization; regulation of ARF protein signal transduction
Molecular function (GO): protein binding; guanyl-nucleotide exchange factor activity
Source: RefSeq, a predicted model, not a curated record